UUUCUUUCUUCCCACCCCUCCUCCACCUUCCUCCAGGAGGAAGAUGAAGAUGGGCUUCCUGGCGGCCUGGCGGGACUCGGCCCCCUCCCGCGUGCGGGUUAGCGCCCCGCAGAAGGACGGACCUUAAGCGAGGACUGAGCGUGCAAGAGAACAUGGAACGGUGCCGGGAACUUAAGCGCGUGCACACCGGUCUUUGAACUAACUGUCACCGAUUUUUCUUUUUUUUCUUUUCUCUUUUUGUGUGUCUCUGUGUGUCUUUGCAACCAGACCGGUGCUCCGAAGCGAGCGCACACAAAACACACACACUCACACACACACGUACGUACAGAGUCACCCUUGCAAGGCGUUGUGUGUGUGUGUGUGUGUGUGUGCGGUUUUUUUUUUUUUGGUUUUUUUUUGUUGCUGCUGGUUCCGUAACUUCUGGGAAAUCAGCAUGGACAAGAAACAAGAUCCCAAAGGAUCCUUGGAAAAGCGAAAAGUUGGUCCAAAGAAGAAAAGGCCACCCAUAUUAAGGAUGCCGUCGGUUAAUAAACAGUCAGCGGUCCCUGCAACACCUCCAAGGAACUUGGAUUCCAGGACUUUUAUCACAAUUGGAGAAAAGAACUUUGAAGUUGAAGCCGAUGACUUGGUGAGCAUCUCCGAACUGGGCAGAGGCGCUUACGGGGUGGUGGAGAAAGUGCAUCACGCGAAGAGCGACACAAUCAUGGCUGUGAAGAGGAUCCGAGCCACUGUGAAUACUCAGGAGCAGAAGAGGUUGGUGAUGGAUCUGGAUGUCUCCAUGAGGACAGUGGACUGCUUCUACACGGUCACAUUUUACGGAGCUCUUUUCAGAGAGGGCGAUGUAUGGAUCUGCAUGGAAUUGAUGGACACCUCUCUGGAUAAAUUUUAUAAGAAGGUUCUGGAAAAGAAGAAGACUAUUCCUGAAGAUAUCCUAGGAAAAAUAGCUGUAGCCAUUGUGCGAGCGCUGGAGCACCUCCAUAGUAAAUUGUCGGUGAUCCACAGAGAUGUGAAGCCGUCCAAUGUCUUGAUCAAUAAACAGGGACACGUCAAAAUGUGUGAUUUUGGAAUCAGCGGUUACCUGGUGGAUUCGGUGGCUAAAACGUUGGAUGCCGGCUGCAAACCUUACAUGGCUCCCGAAAGAAUUAAUCCAGAGCUAAACCAGAAGGGGUAUAAUGUGAAAUCUGACGUUUGGAGCCUUGGGAUCACUUUGAUCGAGAUGGCCAUUCUCCGUUUCCCCUACGACUCCUGGGGGACCCCCUUCCAGCAACUUAAACAGGUUGUGGAAGAACCGUCUCCCCAGCUCCCAGCCGAUCGCUUCUCCAAAGACUUUGUCGACUUGACUGCCCAGUGUCUGAGGAAGAAUCCGGCUGAACGAAUGAGCUACUUAGAGAUGAUGGAUCACCCCUUCUUCACUCUCCACGACACCAAAGUGACCGAGAUGGCUUCCUUCGUCACGGAAAUCCUCGGGGAAGACUCUUAAACUUCUCCCCGCUUCCUUUCUCCCCCAAACCUCGCCAUCGUGCCAAAUAAACUGGAGUAGCAUCGUCCUCCUUUCUCCCGGUGGGGAAGAACAGAGGCAGUUUGAAAACUUCUUCGCAUUACCGGGCGGUUUGCACAAAACAGAUUGAAUGUCUUUGCCGGCAACCUCCCUCAGCCCUAUUUAACCUCCCUUUCGUGUCUUCAAAAGAGAGAGCGUGAGAGAGAGAGAAGCCGUGGCGGCUGGGGUGCCCCCCCACCCCCCUCGCGCGAAGAAAUCUAAUUUCGGAAUGCUGUUUGCGGAGGACCUGAGGUCGGUCCUUGAAAUUCUUCACUGCCCUUUCUCGCUGCCGAGGUUGAAUUUUCGCCUGUUCCCCUCAGUAAACCUUUCCUACCCCCCCCCCUCCAAAAAUGCAACUGUGGACACUCUGAGGUUUUCUAGACUUAAUGCAAAAUCCUCCAUCCCUUUCAACAGCUACCUGCGGAUGCUGCUGCUAAGAAGAAUCUUGUGUCGGCUUUUUAACGCUUUGCAAUUUCCAAAAAGAAAACAAAAAAAUCUCUUUCUGUAGAAAAUCAAGACGGUUCUAGUAGUUUCUGGGAGGAGGAGUUCUAUUUUUUUGCAGUUCUCUCUUUCUUUCUCUCCCUCUCUCUUUUUUAAAAAAACUCUGCGGCAGUAUUCCUCAAUUUCAGCAAUUUUAAGAUGGGGGACGACUUUCAACGCUCAGAAUUCUUCAAAAGCAGGCUGGCGAGGGGGGGGAUUCUUGGAGAUGAAGUCCACAGAUCGUAAAGUUGAAAAGCUGUUCUGGAGGAAUAAUUUCCCUUUCCCCCCCCCCCACCCCUAUCCAAAAAAAAAACAAAAAACCAAAAACCCUCUCCUGAAAAGAAUUUACAGCCCAGUUUUGUGGCCUUCAACAAAUUCAUAUACGAAGAUGAUAUUUGCUAGUUUUGAUAUCAACACCCUGAAGAUCAAGUGUCUUUUCAAACUUCGUUGCGCUUUUCAAACAUUCGGAUGUUCUGAUGUACGUCUCACCUUUAAAAGACAUGUACUGAGCCCCCCCCCUCACCCCAAAACAUUCAGCUAUUUUGGGGGAGGGGUCUCAUCUCUGGAGACAUCGCUGGAGGUCGAAAAUGUUAAUUAAAAAAUGAAAUGGUCCCCAAUGGGUUUCAGGAGAGAUGGAUUUAGCCUGGAUCACUUUAACUGCACUGAAAUUGGGAAGCAUUAUUGAUCCGGUGAGCUGAUUCCUACUUUCUUUCAACUCUCGUCAUCCUUUCCUGGACUGUUGGAACUAGGAAGUUCACCAAGAAGUUGGAGGGAUCUACCUUACUUUAAGAAGUCCAGUCUUCCCCAUCACUCCUUAGCUGCAAGACGGGUCCACCCAGAAGCUCACUUCCCUGUCCGCUGCCCCUCCACAAAAUCCAGGUUUUGCACACUUUUUGUUCUUCGGCGCCAACGGUGUAGUAAUUUAGCCUACUGUGCGAACCCAACGGUGAAUGAAUUGUCCCAUGAUUUACGUUCACACCAAUUCAAGCCCUCGCCGUCGCAAUGAAGCUGAUGAGAUUGCAACCAAGAUCUAUCCAUCAUGGUUUGGGAAGCUACAAGACCUGGGUUCACACCCACGCACCACAACUUGGCGUUAGCCAUGCUAGAACCAUGGUGGUUAAGGUGGAUGGCUUUUUCUGUCUGAUCGAGAACAUCUGGAUUGAAGUGGAGACGCUUGGACUGCGACAGAUGUGCUUCCUGCACUGAGCCCAUUUCUGAUUGAUAAAUCUAUAUCUUACUUCUGCAGGGGGGGGGGGAAAAAACAACCUUUAGGCACAUGGGUGGCGUGUGAAUGAUUCUCAAAACGGGGAACAAAUGAAAUAUUUUUUCCUCGCCUCCAAAGGACUCUUAAGCAAUGUGGAGAAUUCUUCCCCUUUGACAGAUUUGCUUCUAGGAAAAUAUUCGCUCUUCUUACCCAAAAGCAAAUGUCACCAGUGGCUUAAUUCACACUUUUUGUUUUUCAAUAAAUUCUCCCCCUCCUGCUUUCCCCCCCAAAAGUAAAUUAUCUUUUAAAUGUGUGUAUAUGUUUGUGUAAACGAUGAAUAGAUGCAGAAUAGGUUUUGGGAGGAAGCACCGGUGGGUGAAAUUUGCAGGAUAAUGUUAAAAGACAGAAAGAAAGAAAAAAUGGAGGGGGGAAAGUCCAUUUUAAGGACACUGGAAAGGGCUGAAUGUCAGGAGUGUAUGAGUCAGAUGCCAAAGAACAAAUCUACCUAAUUAUUUGAUCCGUCCAGUCUGAAAAAAUAGCCAUCUCAAGCUAUGACUUGGUCUUCACCCACAGUCGUUUCCACUGGAGGUUGAAUGCGUUGCUAGUCCCUAUUGAUCCCUUAAAAUAUCUCAGCUUUGGCGAUGUAACAGAUGGGACUUGCUCCCUCCUCCUGCAAGAUGAUUUUUAAAAUACGUUUUUCAUGUCUUAUCAGCUUUGAAAGACGCUGGUCUUUCAAACAAUAUAAUAUUUUUCAGGAUCAGCUUGCCCACCUGCAAGGGGUUUUUAAAGUCUCUAGGCUAAUAAUUGAGGACCCAGUUGUGGGGGCAAUAAGCUGACUUUGUAUAAAUAUACAAAAGGAUGAAGGCUAUUGCUUAGCGCAUUGUAAGCCGCCCUGAGUCUCCGGAGAAGGGCGGCAUAUAAAUCAAAUUUUUUUUAAAAAAAUUUAAAUUUCUCCCUAGAAAUUUAUUCGUACCUGGGGCCUCUUCUAAAGAUGCUUUUGUUGAGCUGUCCUAACAGGUCUAAGUUGCUGAUCAAACCUCUCCCUCAUUAUUUGAAGGCCACCCGUGUCCUUAACGCAGUGGUGAAAUCCAAUUUUUUUUACUACCGGUUCUGUGGGUGUGGUUUGGUGGCCGUGGAAGGGGAAGGAUACUGCAAAAUCUCCAUUCCCACCCCACUCUGGGGCCAGCCAGAGGUGGUAUUUGCCAGUUCUCCAAACUGCUCAAAAUUUCUGCUACCGGUUCUCCAAACUGCUCAAAAUUUCUGCUACCGGUUCUCCAAACUGCUCAAAAUUUCUGCUACCGGUUCUCCAAACUGCUCAAAAUUUCUGCUACCGGUUCUCCAAACUGCUCAAAAUUUCUGCUACCGGUUCUCCAAACUGCUCAAAAUUUCUGCUACCGGUUCUCCAAACUGCUCAAAAUUUCUGCUACCGGUUCUCCAAACUGCUCAAAAUUUCUGCUACCGGUUCUCCAAACUGCUCAAAAUUUCUGCUACCGGUUCUCCAAACUGCUCAAAAUUUCUGCUACCGGUUCUCCAAACUGCUCAAAAUUUCUGCUACCGGUUCUCCAAACUGCUCAAAAUUUCUGCUACCGGUUCUCCAAACUGCUCAAAAUUUCUGCUACCGGUUCUCCAAACUGCUCAAAAUUUCUGCUACCGGUUCUCCAAACUGCUCAAAAUUUCUGCUACCGGUUCUCCAAACUGCUCAAAAUUUCUGCUACCGGUUCUCCAAACUGCUCAAAAUUUCUGCUACCGGUUCUCCAAACUACUCAAAAUUUCUGCUACUGAUUCUCCAAACGGCUCAAAAUUUCUGCUACUGGUUCUCCAAACAAACUGCUCAAAAUUUCUGCUACUGGUUCUCCAAACUGCUCAAAAUUUCCGCUGCCGGUUCUUCAGAACCUGCUGGAUUUCACCCCUGCCUUAAUGUCUUUAGAUGAGAUGGGUGGCAAAUAAAUAAACUUCCCUUCCAGAUGUUCGACCUUCCCUUCGGAGAGUUGCUACCGCCUUAAGUCACCUAUAAGUAAAAGCAGAAUUUUUUAAGAAAAAUUAACAAUAAAUUGCAGGUCAUGAAUGAUUUUGGUGGGUGGGGGACUAUUCCGUCCAUUCUCUUCACAAGACUCCACUUUGGGUUUUGACGUGAUCCUAUGUGAUUUGGGGGAGGGGGGGUUUCCAGGCUUGGUCAGAGACCUGAUAUGACCCCCCCCCAAGCCCCCACCUCUCUAUUCCUUGAACCGAAUGUCGUGGGCAGCUUCCAAAAUUGAGAUACCCCCAUGAUGUUUUUCCAACCUGUUCUUAUUCUGGUUUGUGUCCCCCUUUUUUUUUUUUUAACCUCUGCCCUUUUUGGAAGCAAAUGUAGAAAACGUUUCCUGCAUUUUUUUUUUCUUUUGAGUCUAGUGCUAUGUUUCUCAACCUGGGCCCCUUGAAGGUGUGUGGAUUGCUAUAACUCCCAGAAUUCCCUCAGCCAGCAUGGCUGAGGGAAUUCUGGGAGUAGAAGUCCACGCAACUAAAAGUUGCUAAAUUGGAGGCAUUCUGGUCUAAUCAGAUUAGAUGGGCUUUGGGAAGCAAGUUUUGACGCUUCUGCUGGGUAUCUGUAAUAUUUUUAUUUCUUACCGGUUUUGGAUUUAGCAAGAGGGUGUACGGCCAUCGCUCCCUGAGCCUCUCCAGUUCCUUCUCGUACUUCAAUGUUUGUUUCUUCAAAUGCAUGCCUUUGGAUUUUACAGGGUUUGUUUCCUUCGCUCCCACCUCCUUCUCUUCUCCAUCUUGCAAAAUAUUAAUAAUUUUGAUUCGGAACCCAGCAAAUGAAAUGACCACAGAGCCCCUGUGGACCACGAGCUGGGUCUUCACGGGGCAAAUGUAACCAGCUUUCCAGGCUUGAUCUUGGUUUGAAGAAAGCUUGAGAGCUCGUGAGCCCCAAACUCUCCUUCCAUUUUUUUUUCCUUUCACCCCUUUCUUCUCCUUUUCCCCCCUCUCAAGUUUCCUGCGGAAAUGGAAGACUAUUUAUAUUUAGACAAGGAACUCCGGGUGCUUUUAUGAUUUGAAAGAUUCUCUCUAAUAACUAACUUGGUUGUUGGUUUUCAAUAAAAGAAGCUCCCAAUCUA
Molecule: messenger RNA, 6313 nt
Organism: Pantherophis guttatus
Lineage: Eukaryota; Metazoa; Chordata; Lepidosauria; Squamata; Colubridae
Source: RefSeq, a predicted model, not a curated record